Messenger RNA from Neospora caninum, 555 nucleotides. RefSeq lists its product as hypothetical. The record is from RefSeq and is a predicted model, not a curated record. NCBI's taxonomy places the organism in Eukaryota, Apicomplexa, Conoidasida, Eucoccidiorida, Sarcocystidae. Bases 1 to 555 code for a protein of 184 amino acids. The transcript has 5 exons.
AUGCACGCCGAUAUGGCAAUAACUUCUGACAUCUACUUGCCGCUCCUCCCGCCAUCCGCAGAACUUGUCAGUAGGGUCACAGUGAACCCCAGUUUGGAUGAGGCAUGGACAAGCCGCUUCGGACAGCUGCACCAGCGCAACGAUUCUGUACCCACGGAGGAUAUGGUUGCGGCCGUCGCUGCCAGCAAGGCUGAAGCUGCUGGUAUUGGAGAUAUCAUCGAACAGAGAUUUACAGGAGGAUCGUCCUUAGAGGGGAGUAACGUUGACAGCAUCGUCAGCUCGCUCCGACGCUGGGCCACGUCGGGCACACAAGUCAAGGUGCACGUAAUGUGCCACGAUCUUCUUCCUGGAGUGGGGGACGAAAAUGCUCGAGCGCUGCUGGCUGGAACUGUACGGUGGUUCGAUGAAAAGCUCAACAUUCUCCUACAACCAGCUCGGCUGUUGGCCUACAAAAGGGAUGACGGAACUACGGUCAACAACCCUCACAAUCAGUUAGGCUGGGUGUAUAUUCGAUGCCAUCAGGUGGCUGCCAUCUCUGCCCUGACGGACGAGUAA